CCCCCACCGCCGCCGGAGCGUGCUGAGUCACGGCCUCGCGCUGCCGCGGGUGUCGCGGCGGGUCCGGCGGCCGUGGCGGCGCCAGGCUUCCCCAUGGGCACGGACGGCGCCCGCGCCCUGCUGGAGCGGGCGGGCACCCUCACCCUGCAGACCGGCAACCUCCUCAACUGGGGCUGCCUGCGCAAGAAGUGCCCGGCCACCCCCAGCGAGGAGGUGCGGGACUGCAUUCAGAAAACACUGACUGAAUGGAGCUCAAAGAUUGGACAAGAUCUAAAUCAGGAAAUACUGGAGGAUCUGGAAUGUACAGUAGCUCAAGCUAUAGAAAAAAUAAUUCCUGAAGAAAGGGAUGAGUUGAAAGUCUCAGCAAAACUUUUCAUCGUCGGAUCAAACUCUUCAUCAAUCAGAGAUGCAGUUGACAUGGCGUGCUCUGCCCUCGGAGUUGCUCAGUUAGACUCAGUCAUUAUUGCCCCACCUCCUGUUGAAGAUGGAACUAGCCUCUCCUUGGAGUAUUUGCAACCUUAUUGGAAAGAACUUGAAAAUCUAGUUCAAAACAAAAAGAUUGUUGCCAUAGGCACCUCUGACCUAGAUAAAACACUUUUAGAGCAGCUGUAUCUGUGGGCACAGGUGAAACCAAGUAGUAAUCAGGUGAACCUAGCCUCCUGCUGUGUGAUGCCACCUGAUCUCACAGCGUUUGCAAAGCAGUUUGACAUACAGCUGUUAACUCACAACGACCCUAAAGAAUUACUUUGUGAAGCAAGUUUCCAAGAAGUUCUUCAGGAAAGUAUCCAGAGCACAAAAGCACACGAGUGGAUUCCUUUAUGGCUUCUCCGGUAUUCAGUCAUUGUUAAAAGCAGAGGAAUUAUCAAGUCUAAAGGCUAUAUCAUGCAAGCUAAAAGAAAUGCUUCUUGAAACACUUUAUUUUUUUUAAUGGCUUGCUGUUUUAAUUUCUUGGGUAUGGGGGGGAACGUGGCUUUUUUUCAUUAAAAGCACUUUUACAGCAUUUGUAACGAAGACCAAAAGUUGUAACUAUCCUACGUGGUGUCAGCAGGAGUGUCUGCAAUGUUCUGUUUCUUUCUUAACCUAAUGACCAGUUCAUUUAAAAUAUUAAAUAUUUUGAGUUUGUUGUUUUUAAUUGAGAUUAUCUAUAGAGAAACAGUUUAAAAUAUCCUUCCAUGUAUGACCAGUUCACUGUAAAAUUAUCGUUAUGUUUCAGCUGCCAUUAGGUAGUAUAAAGAAAUGUCUAUAUUUUUAUUUUUUAAAAAAUGAAUUUCACAUUCAUAAUUACUUAUCUCAUAGGUACAUAGCUUUCAAGCAUUCAAGGACUAGUUUUUGUAGAAAAUUGUCAUCUUUUAUGAAAAAUUACCCCAAAAAUUUAAACUGGUAUCUCGUUACUUGAUAUGUAUAUAUAGGCAAGUCAGCUGUUUAAUUUGUGUGGAUGGGAAAAUCUGCUUAAUAUAGUGUAAAAGACCUCUAUGAUUUAGAAAAAAAUGCAUCUUCCAAAUUACUUUCUGUUACUUGAAUUCCUUCUGGCUUCUCUGUGCCUCACUAUGCAUUGCUUGAUGUUUGUACAAGUUUGAUGGCAUCUUUACUGUUUGAAAUAGAAAAUGUAUUAUUGUGUGAAUGUUUAAAGUAAGAAAUUGAAAUCAAGUGAUGAAAAAUCUGUUAAGCAAAAAUCAAAUUGUGCCUGUCUUUUCAACUGUGGCUUGUUUUUUUUCAUACUUGUGAACUACACAAUCAGAAUAGCAAAGUCAGAACAGAGAGUAAAUGCUGAAGCUGUUCCCUACAAUAUUGUGUAACAUGGAUUACUUCUCUUGAGGUUGUCUAGAAAACUUUGUUGCUUGAGUGCCAUUCAGAAAUUAUGCAAGCAAGGGUUAGCUUGAAGUUAGGUGUAUUUCUCUGGCAGUAGCUGGGUGCUCUGGCUUUUUUAUCCUGGAGAGAUUAUUGCAGCUAAGGCAAGGCUUCUGGUUUAAUGUAGUCUUUCUACUGAAAGUAUUUUUCAUUUUCUUGGCCUUUAAAUCAGAAUAGCUAGGAAAAGCUCAAUUUGUAGUUCAACAGGAGCUUGAUACUGGGUCUAAAACACUUUUCCUUUUUGAUUUCAGGCAGGAGCAGGACUAAUUAAUUUAGCUGUACAUAUUUUGAGAUUUAAACUGUAAGGGAAUUCAUUUUCACCAACAUCUUCCAAAUUCUGUCAUGUAGGCAGCUAGUGGACUUUGAAUGCUUCUAGAGAGCAUCUAGAGUGAGCUUCCCAUAUUCCAUUCCACUAAGAUAAAACAUGACUAUUUUUUUUAGAUACCUUUUGAGGCCUCAAAUUUGGCAAAUUUUGGGGAAUUCGCCUGGACUUUGUCAGUUCUUUUGAUAAAUGAGAGAGGGGAAACUGGAACUAGUAACACAUGAAUAAAACUUUGGAAUUUUUUCUCCUAAUCAAAAUGUAGUCUUCUUUUUCUUUAUGUUGGGUCAGUUUGUAUUAGUGUUUAAAAUUUUCAUGACUUUCAUUGUAAACUUCCCUACCAGGUUUGAGUUAUGUGCUGCUGAUGAUUAACCACUGUCUGCAAAUUCUGUGUGUGGCUGUUGACACUGUGUUGUUUUAGACUUGCAUGUGUGCUCAGUUUUUUAAAUUGAAGUGCUACACAACAAGAAUUGUACUGAACUAAUGUAUAGGCUGCUCUAAUGGGACAAUUGUUUCUUUUCUGUGAAUUGGUAACUGUUUGCUGUAGAAAAGUUCCCUUUAAAACAUAAUUUUUAAGACAUGAUAAUCUUAUUUUUCUAGAGUAAACCGGUAACAUUUUAUCAAGUUCUCACAUUAAUUUGUUCUGUGUUAUAGUGGGAGAGGUGGGAUUUCCUCCCAUGAGAAACUUGAACGUUUGAAUUAAAAUUUGCAACACUUGUAGGCUUUUAA
Messenger RNA from Apus apus (common swift), 2896 nucleotides. RefSeq names its product glutamate-cysteine ligase modifier subunit (gene GCLM). The record is from RefSeq and is a predicted model, not a curated record. Gene Ontology annotation, molecular function: enzyme regulator activity; glutamate-cysteine ligase catalytic subunit binding. Gene Ontology annotation, cellular component: glutamate-cysteine ligase complex. Gene Ontology annotation, biological process: glutathione biosynthetic process. The transcript is spliced from 7 exons. Lineage: Eukaryota; Metazoa; Chordata; Aves; Apodiformes; Apodidae. Bases 94 to 909 code for a protein of 271 amino acids.